UGUUUGUUGUCGAGCAAGAUGGAGUUCCUUUUGGGAAAUCCUUACAGUACCCCAGUGGGGCACUGCAUUGAGAGAGCCACUGACGGCUCCCUGCAAAGUGAAGACUGGACCCUCAACAUGGAAAUAUGUGACAUCAUCAAUGAAACAGAGGAUGGGCCAAAAGAUGCCAUUAGAGCAGUGAAGAAGAGGCUGAAUGGCAACAGGAACUAUAGAGAAGUGAUGUUGGCUUUAACGGUCCUAGAGACGUGUGUGAAGAACUGUGGCCAUCGUUUUCAUGCUUUAGUCACUAGCAGGGAUUUUGUUGAUGGCGUCCUUGUUAAAAUCAUCUCUCCUAAAAACAACCCACCUACAAUUGUUCAAGAUAAAGUACUUGCCCUGAUUCAGGCGUGGGCUGAUGCAUUCAGGAGCAGUCCAGACCUCACAGGAGUGGUCCAAAUCUAUGAGGAGCUAAAGAGGAAAGGCAUCGAGUUCCCCAUGUCAGAGCUGGAGACCCUGUCGCCUAUACACACACCUCAGCGGUCUGCAACUGCUCCAGAGGGCGACUCCACCCUACACAAGUACAGCACCGCUACUCAGCCCACACCACAUGCUGUCCCCCCAGCCUACACUGACCCCCAGGUCCCCAACAUUCAUGCCUCUGGAUCCAUCAAUCCUACACCUGAGCAGAUUUGCCGGCUGCGCAGCGAGUUGGACAUUGUUCGAGGAAACACUAAGGUGAUGUCAGAGAUGUUGACUGAGAUGGUCCCAGGACAGGAGGACGCUUCAGACUAUGAGUUACUACAGGAGCUGAACAGGACUUGCAGAGCCAUGCAACAGAGAAUAAUGGAGCUCAUCUCCUGUGUUUCCAAUGAAGCUGUGACUGAGGAGCUACUGCAUGUCAACGACGACCUCAACAACAUUUUCCUACGCUACGAAAGGUAUGAGAGGUUUAGGUCUGGGAGGUCUUCAGCUCAGAGCGUCAACAAUGGGGUCCUGAGUGAGGCUACAGAGGACAACCUGAUCGACCUCGGCCCAGGCUCCCCGGCGGUGGUCAGCAACAUGCCGAACGCAGCCCCAACUAGCCUGCCCCCCACCAUCACAGCCCCUGCAGGAAGGCCCUCCUCCCCUGCCACCUUGGCCUCUCGCCUGGCUGGUCUUGACAUGGGUGCAGACAGUGUGAGCAGCACCCUGAGCUCUCUGUCCAGCUGUAAGCCUCCUCCUGCUGCUCAGGACGACUUUGACGUGUUCGCUCAAACCAGGACCGGAGCUGUGCCUGAGCCACACAAGACCACUGCAGCAGAAGACAGCCAGGCUCCUGGUGGCCUUCCUCCCACUCUGGAUGUCCUACAGCCAACUGCAGGAGUGGGUGUCGGUGGCCAGUCCUCUGUCAUGGAUGACAUAGAGGAGUGGCUGUGUACUGAUGUGAAAGGAGAUGAAGGUGAGGAGGGUGUGACAAGUGAAGAGUUCGACAAGUUCCUGGAGGAGAGAGCCAAAGCGGCAGAGAUGGCCCCCAGCCUACCGUCGCCCCCCGGUGGCGACCCGGGUGCAGCGCAGGAAACCCCCAGCCGCAAGAAGCCAGACAGGCCGGAGGACACUUUGUUUGCCAUGUAGACCUUUCACCUUUGACCCCCGACCCCUCAGCCUGAGACCCGACCAGCCGAGAAGCAUCACCCGAAGACGGACUGACCCGACACUAAAACACAUCCACCUCCGUUCUCACUACAACACAGUUCAGUUACACUACAGAGAUUUGUACAUGCCAUCCUUGUAAAAAAAAAAAAAAAAAGAAAGAAAAAAGGGAAUUGUUCUUGCUCUCCGUUAAUUUCCCAGUAGAAAAAGAAAACCAAAUAAAUAGCCUAUUUUGAUACGCCACCAGACGAUGGAUCUCACCCACCUGAGGACCAGUGUCAGAGGCAAUGAGGCAGCCUGCUUAUUCCUCCUCCUUGUUCUUCUCAUGUGUGAAGAAUCUCCCUCCUCCUGCUGUGGACUGCAGAGCUUCAUGUUGCAGCUAAUCCUGAUGAUAAGAUGUAGAUUUUUUUUAUAUAUAUAGAUAUAUAUCUAUAUCUAUAUAUAUAUAUAUAUAUAAAAGAGUCCUUGUCAUAAAUAGGAAAUACAUUUCCUAUCCAAGCCCUCCAAGCAUGCAUUAAGACCACCAAACUUGAUUAUUUAAGUUUUUACUAUUAAAGAACCCCCAUCAGAAACAUUAUGGUUGUUAUUGCAGAAUUUAAAGGCAGAAACGCUGAGCGUACCUACACGGAUAUCGUUUUGGUGUUUGUCUCAGUCCCUUUUCAAGUCAGCCUGAGUUGAAUUGUAAAUCUGUAAAUGACAAAUGUCAAGUUUAUGCGUUGUGUGUAUAUUUAAGCUACAGUAUGUAUGAAAGAGAUGUGGAUUUAAUGUAGAUUUUUGAAAAUGGUUUAAUGUUUGCAGCUGCUCUGACAAUAGGGAUGUACCUCACUGGGGUCAAGUUUUCCACAAGAAAAGGGAAUAGUAAACAUCUGAUCAUUUGCAAGCUCUAAAUCAGAACGAUAACAGAAGGGAAUUUAGUUUUUGUGAUCGGCAUAAUUGCGCAGCAUACCGACAAAUGUGUUCUUUUACCUUCUUUUGAAUCUGUCGUCUCAUGUUGUAGAUUUGUCUUUAAAUUUAACUGCAGUUGUUUGAUGAUAUGUUGGUCACAACUGAUUUACUGAGAUUAUUUUGCUGAGAUUUUAUUAGCAUAAAGCUGCUGUAGCUGGUUUUACUUCCAUCUGCUGAACGAUACGGUCUAAUUAUUCUUGUUUAUGUAAUCGUGUGUGCUGAAAGUGUGUCGUUGAACGCUUUGACAGGGAGUGGGAAUGUUAUUUUAAACAGAAUCCCAGUCAGAGGUACUGGUAGCUGAGGGAGACACAUGCUGUCAUUGGUGGGUUUUAACUCAUUGAUUGUAGGUUUUAACUCCUGUUUGAAUAGAUGAUGCUGUAUCUGUAUCUAAAACUGAGUUUAGAGGACCAAAUUUGUGCUGUCUUCUGGAUGUGGAAGGAAAAUUCCAGAUAACUGGGUUGUUCAAACAUAGUCCAGUCCCGUCUUUAACCUGGGACCCAGUUUCAUAUCCAGGGAAAUGUAAUGAGAGUUCAGUAUCACACUACAAACGCUGUUUGCACAUUAUUAUUCUCCUUUAUUUCUUGACACUGACAUCUUAAAAUGGCCUGACCUUUCAACAUGACAUUUGUUUUCAGAAAUGAGCUUGCCGCAGACACACCUCUACAAAUGAGACAUUUCACUGUUCUGACAAUAAUAAAUGCAACAUGUAACACAGUCACAACAAGCUUCAAACAAGCGUGCACUUUGACAGCCGCGUUACCUUUCAACUCGUACUGUAAAUCAGCUAACACUAAUAAUGUAAUGAGAAACAGGUGUAGAAAUAAUUUAUUCAGCACAAUUUUUUUUUUUCUUCAAAUCAGUAUUUUAAAUCAUUUUAUUGUAGAAAAGGGAAAUGAACUGAAAUGUUUAGGGAGAGUAUGAGAACUUGUCAUAAUGAUGUGUGUUUUAGUGUUUUUUGGCUUUUGUUUAUGGAGUUCAGAUUUUCCUUUUUUUUUUACACUGCUGCUGGCUAAUGUAUCUUUGUCAUGUUUAUUGGUUUCUUGGGUGUUAUUGUCGGUCGACUGUGUCCAUACAGUGAACAUAUGGAUGUGGUUUAUAAGGACAGGUCAUCACUGAUUUGUAGCUGUAAGAGAAUCACACCAGUUGUCCCAUUUAUCUUAUGAAGGAAACAUAUUUUUAAUCCAUUCACUCACUCGUACUUUUAUGGACUAACUAGCAGAUGACUUAACAGACACACUUACUUCGGACACUUUCAAUAAAGCAUCAUCAUUGCACUUUUUUGAAAGGGAAACUCCCUUUCUACUUCUGUUUUCUUGAUUUAGUAAAAAAUGUGUGUACGCGCGCGUGUGUGAUUGUGUGUUUGUGUGAGUCAGCUGUUCUGCAACGCAGAAACGUUUUAUCUCAGUUGAACAAAAGACGCCUCCAAAUGUGUGUUUUAAGAACACAUGUUGUCCUGUUUGAUACUGCCCUGGUUUGUUUCAGUGUGAGCUCUGUCAGUGGUGUAUAACUGAAUCUCAGCGUGCUGAUAACCAGAGAGUCAUCUCAGACCUGUUCUGCAGAGGAACAAUAUGUUUCUCUGUUUGUCACUGGACGAUAUGAAAAGAGAUGCUGAUAAGGGAGGCUGUGCUGUGUGACUGCUACUUUCCUGAGUUGCCUCAUCUCUCAUUUCUCUUUGUGUUGUUUGACUUAUGCAUGAACUCUAAUAAAACAUUAGCAGUGUGUGAUCCAGA
Molecule: messenger RNA, 4283 nt
Organism: Seriola dumerili (greater amberjack)
Lineage: Eukaryota; Metazoa; Chordata; Actinopteri; Carangiformes; Carangidae
Gene: tom1l2b
Product: TOM1-like protein 2
Exons: 15
Coding region: 19-1590 (523 amino acids)
Biological process (GO): signal transduction
Cellular component (GO): endosome; membrane
Molecular function (GO): phosphatidylinositol binding; ubiquitin binding; clathrin binding
Source: RefSeq, a predicted model, not a curated record